CAGUUUGUUAGAAGUUGCUUUCACAGAGAGAUACAAUGAACGAUCAUACAAUAUAUAUAUAGGCGGUGUUGACUACUGAACAUAAACUCCAGUGACAUUUUAAAUCUUAAUCAUGUUUGGACAGUCUGGAAAUACGUCGUUCAGUGGUUUCAAUACGGCUACGCAAACAAGUCCAUUCGGACAGUCUGCGUUUGGCAAACCAAUCGCCACAACAAGUUUCGGCAGUGGCGCAACACCAGUCUUUGGUAGUAGUAAUACUUCUCUCUUUAGUUCAAAGCCUGCGGGUUCUACCACGGGCGGUUUGUUCGGCAUAUAUAUAUAUAUAUUACCGAAAACCGAAAUAAAUACCGCUACUUUUUCGGUUUCUAUAAGGGUAGUGCUUAUAUAGGGUUUCGGGACAACAAACACAAAUACCAAUUUGUUCGGCAAUCAGCAGAAUCCUGGUACAAGCUUAUUUGGAACAAAUACAGCAACUUCGGCGUUCGGACAGUCCAAUAAGCCGGCCGGAUUUAGCUUUGGCACAACAUCUGGAACAAAUUUAUUUGGACAACCUCAGCAGACGACUCAACAGACCACUCCAUUUGGACAAACAAAUGCCACUGGAAAUACCAAUUUGUUCGGUACAACGCCUGGUUUCGGUAGUACAAAUACCACCACCGCGGGUGUAACCGGUACUGUUGUUAAAUUCACUCCCGUUAUUACGACCGAUUCUAUGUCGAAAAAUGGUAUAUCCCAUAGUAUAUCGGCGAGGCACUGUUGCAUCGCAUCAAUGAAGGAAUACGAGUCAAAGUCGUACGAAGAAUUACGUUUCGAGGACUAUUCUGUGGGACGGAAAGGACCCAGUACAGGAAUAUUUGGCACGCCCGCGCAACCUUCACCUUUUGCCAAUGCAGGGACAGGCACUAAUACUGCAACACCUGGUUUCGGUGUAAUGAGCGGCGGUUUUGGAGCAACCACUCAGUCUGGAUCAAGCAGUCUUUUCGGGAAGCCGAUGACAAGCUUCGUGACACCGUCGACAACAACUACGAACAGUUUCGCUUUCAAUUCUACCCCGAGCACAAAUUUGUUCGGUAGUAAUAAUCAGGCCAAACCAUUCGGUACCGCAGCGCCGACGCCACUCUUUGCAACUAGCAAUACUAACCAAACUGCCGGUACCGGAUUCGCUGGAAUUAUUACGCCUCAAAAUACUGGUUUCGGAUCCACGUUUGGGUCAACACAACCAAAUCAGAGUAUCGGUUUAUUUAACCAAAACAAAUCGGCUUUUAAUGUGCCGUCUACAUCAUCCAGCACCGCGUUCUCCAGCUUUGGGCAAACACCCUCUAGCAAUGCAGGCACGACUUUAUUCGGCGCUAAAUCUACCGGGACCACAGGUUUUGGAACGGCGUCAACUUUCGGUUCAAACACAGCAUCGACUUUUGGAACUACAACAGGUUUCACUGCAGGCCAAAAUGCUGGUGCUUCAUUGUUUAAUACAUGUUUUAAACCUGCAGGACAGACGUCUGGAUUCUCUUUUGGUUCCACUUCCGCGCCUUCAACCGGACUAGGCACAAACACGGGUUUGACACUGGGUGGCGGUUCUACUUUAUUUGGUCAACAAAAACCAGGCAGUUUAUUUGGUAAUACCGGAAGCAAUACAACGUUCAAUCCUUCGGCAUCUUUUGGAUCGUCAACUUUUGGAAGCAAUGCAAAUGUUGGAACUGGUAUUGGAAUGGGACUACUUGGUGCCGGCGCUUCGAACAAUCAAACAAAAAGUUCUGGAACCGUUCCAGUCCAUCAACAGAUUUUGGCAUUGGUAUCUGCACCGUUUGGCGAUUCACCGUUGUUAAAAAACCUUUUACCGGCUUCUGGCAAAACGGAAGAGUUGUUAAAACCUGCGAAUGCACCAUCUAAAAUAAUGAAUGGCUUACAGUACAAAGUUACGGCGAAUAACAAAUCUCCGAAAAUUAAAGCCAAAGUCGUUACCCCUGCACAACUAUCAAAGAAAUCGAUGUUCGAAGGACUCGAAGAAGAGGACCCACUCUCGGAAGCAUUUCAGCCUCGUCCAAACGCAAAGCGUUUAGUGUUACGUCCAAAGUCUAUGUCGAACUCAAUUAUAUCGUCACCGACCGAAAAUUCGUCGCAAGUUGUUGGAAAAAAUUCGCAAUCCGCUGCAAAAGGGGAUGGCAGAAUGAAUGGAACUGACACGUACAUCGAGAGUAGUACAACUAUCGAAUCUGUUGUAGACAAGGAAAAUCAUAGUCAAGAUAAUAAUCGGCAAUUAGCAAACGAUCGAAGAUCCUCUUCGUCUACGUCUUGGUUGAAAACUAGCCUUCCACGAAAUUCGACGACACAGAACUCUAACGAAGAAUCGUUCGACGAACAACGUUCACCAUACUCCGCACUAAACACAUCUCCGGAGGAAGUAAUAAAUAAUACUGUCACCGAAUUGCGACCGUAUGCUGCUGUGAAUUCACCGAAACAACUACACCCCUCCAAAGUCAACAAUUCUGCGGACACACCUGCGAAGAAUUCCCAUACAUCGGAUAAAACGUGUACAGAUACCACAGCUCAGAGUAUUGAUUCGAGUCAGGAAUUAGAUGACACUUCCUUCUGGGCAUUACAAUCUUCAAAUUGGAAAUCGAAUGCAGCAAAAGUAACACUGAAACGUGUAGGUUAUUACACUAUUCCAUCAUUGGACAACAUAGAGGAUUAUGUUUGUGGAGAAACUUGUGUCGUACCAAACUUUACUGUUGGUCGCGAGGGUUACGGGAAUGUAUAUUUUCCUGAUUCGUUUGAUAUUUACGGUCUCAAUCUGGAUGAAAUCGUCCAUUUUCGGCAUAAAGAAGUUAUCAUUUAUCCGGACGACGAGAAAAAACCACCAGUCGGACAAGGGUUAAAUCGUAAAGCACAAGUUACUCUGGAUAGGGUGUGGCCGCACGACAAGUCUCUACAUAAACCUAUUACCGAUCCUCUACGACUGGCGGCAAUGGAUUACGAAGAAAAAUUACGUAGAGUAUCCGCCAAACAUGACACCAGAUUUCUCGAGUAUCGCCCUGAAACCGGUUCUUGGGUUUUCAAGGUCGAUCAUUUUUCUAAAUACGGUUUGAGCGAUUCAGACGAAGAUGACAACAUACCCGCUGCCACUGAUCCGAAGAGAUUAAAACUAUCCACAGUGUCCCAACAGAAAUCCGCUACUAAAUUGGAACAGCAGUCGAAGCUUCCGGUAAGAUUUCAGCAAUUAAAACAAUCACCGGUAAGUCCAACCGGCGACAAUGCUCGUAUUUUGGGUACAGAUAGUCAUAAAUUACAACUAAUGAAGGCCAGUUUCUUCGAUGGUAGCGAUGAAGAGAUCAGUGAAGAAUAUGAGCGAGAAUCAAAUUGUGCCUCACUUCUUCCUGGUCAGAAAAGUUCCGUACGAUGUUACGCAGAUUCUGCUGAGAAUUUCGACGAGGAACAACAGAGACACAAGGUGACUACAUAUAGCCCAAUAUUGCGAUCAAAUUUAACGAUUCACCAUAUGCCGUCGAUUGUUUACGAGGAGCCGAUGAUCUCAAUGGUUGCUGAUACCAAGUCGAAAGGAUCGGUAGAUGUUGUUACAAUGUCAUCGAUUUAUGGGAAAAGUUUUCCGGAUCCUGUUAUACUUCCAGUAACCGCGAUUCUUAAAUGGCAUUCCGAAGUGAUUCCAUUAUCGAAAUCCAUCAUAAACAAGUUACAAUCUCGUUCCGUCGCUGACGCGGGCAUACAAAUGGGAAGAAUGUUUAAACCAAGUUGGGGACGCGGUUUAACGUUGCUUACACUGAGCACGCGAGGACAAGCUGACGAUGUACCUCUGCAAAGUCCAUUCGAGCAGAUUGGUUCGUACAUGUGCGGUCGUCUACCCGAAGAUACAACAUCCGUCACAAUAGUUCAACGUAUACAAAUUUUGGGUGGCGAUGGAGCCGACGAGGAUAGUGUAAAAGCGUUCGUGAGAAGUAUAGAGGGUCAUCUAAAAGUUCAAUUGUCACAUCGGAUAAUGGAUCAGGAGGGAGACUGUCCAAUUUUCGACGUGGACACAGAUGUUGGCAAGGCGAGCAUGGCUUUACACGCGCAUUGUAGCCUGGCCGAAGAAUUUGCCGAUCAGUUUACCGCAGACAGUUUCGCCGCGUAUGUCGCUAACGUUUGGAAACUCUGCGUGGCCCUGUGGGGAACUCUGCCCGAUGUAAACGUUCUUACCGAAAGCACAGCAGAUCAUAAUGUCAUUAUGGCUCGGCGUGAUGCCAUAGGAGAUUGGUUGAGAAACGUUAUACGAAGGACACUUGAAUGGGAGAAAACGACCAUUGGUAACGAAAGAAAGAUACUGGACCUAUUAUCCGCUUUCGAACUAGAAGGGGCGUGCAAAAUCGCGCGACAGGCAGGUGAUCAUUGUUUGGCACUACUUAUGGCGCAAUUACGCAGCGGAAUGCCCACGAAAACGUUGAUAAAGCAGCAAAUCGGAUUGUGGCAAGAGUCUGGCGUUGACGAGAACAUAAUAACGGAUCGAUUAAAACUAUUCGCAUUGGUGGCCGGUGAACCACUGGUAUCCUGUAAACAUGGUCUCAUUAACGUUUGCGAGAAUCUCGAUUGGAAAAGAGCGUUCGCCGUUCAUUUAUGGUAUUUUUCAUCUCCAAUCGCUUCCAUCAGAGACGCGUUAGAGCUUUACGAAGCUUCUUUCGAUACAAGUAACACAACAUACGCAUAUGCAGCAGCACCUAUACCCGAAUACAGAGGAACAGACGAUUACGAGAUAGAGAUGAAUGAAAAAGAAAAAAAAAACGAGAAGCCGAUAUACGAUCUGUGUUAUCAUCUGUUGAAAUUGUUUUGUAUUGGUAAUCACGCACUGGGCGAACUUUUGAAUCCUGCGACUCAUACCGCCGACCCACUGGAUUACAGACUCAGUUGGUUGAUGCAGCAAGUGCUUUUAGCAUUGGGCUAUUCGUAUUUAUCAGAACACGUUGCCGUGUUAACUCACGUCAACUUCGCCACACAAUUGGAAGCGUAUGGACUUUGGCACUGGGCCAUAUUCGUGAUGUUACAUUUAAAAGACGCAGGAAAAAGGAAAUCCGCGGUAACAAGUCUACUGCAACGACACGUCGAAAUAAACGAUAUUCCUGAUUACAUCGAACGAGAAAAAUUUUUACGAGAAGAACUUGGUAUACCUUCAGUUUGGAUUCACCAAGCUAAAGCCGUGAAAUGUUAUGCAGCCAAAAGAUACGGAGAAGCUGCGUCUUAUUUCAUCCAAGCGGAACAAUGGAAUACCGCGCAUGAAAUUAUUAUCGAACAUCUUGCCGCAGACGCUAUAAUAAACGAGAAUUACGAGUAUCUACGUGACUUGUUGAGUCCGUUGAUUCCUUCGGAAUGUAGCGGUGCCAUAAGCGGAUGGGUUUAUCAAGGAAAUUUACUUUGGGAAUACAUGGAGAUAACUAUGGACAUCGAAGCAUUGUUACGCGGCGCUGAUCCUCGUGAAAUAAGUUAUAAUUUGGAGUUGUUAAAACCACGAUUGGCAUGUCUUUGCUUAAAGAUCAAUCAAUUCCCCUGCCCAACCGCUAAACAUAGACUUUGCCAAGCGGAAAUCGCGAAAAGAACAUUGCAUCUAGCUAGAAGCUUAUUACAGACGAACGAAAACAGAUCGACCGUAAUACUUCAACUCGUCUCACAGUUGCCAUUGCCUGAAGAUUAUGCACAACAAGAACUUCGUCCUAUUGUUAAUAUGCGAGUAAAUGAAAUUAUAUCCCAGGCAGUAUAAUCGUAGGACAUUCUUCCUUUCUCGAUCGAAGAAAAUCACUAGGAAUUUUUACUUUUUAUAAUUGUAACACCAAGAGACAAGAACGUAAAAAUGUAAUGGUAUAUUAAACAUAGUUGUGUAACACCCACACGGUUAACAAUAAUAACAGCGAUAGUAACAGUAAAUUUUGAUCAUGAUAAAACAGACGUACAAUACCUAAAGUUCAUAAGUUCAGUAAGUAAGGAUGUUUGCGUUAAAUUGUUAUUUCAAAUGUUCUAUAUCAAUUUUUUAAAUAAAUAAAUGAGACCUGAA
Dufourea novaeangliae is the source of this 6031-nucleotide messenger RNA. It is a transcript of the gene Nup98-96, whose product is annotated as nuclear pore complex protein Nup98-Nup96. The record is from RefSeq and is a predicted model, not a curated record. Gene Ontology annotation, molecular function: structural constituent of nuclear pore. Gene Ontology annotation, cellular component: nuclear pore; nuclear pore cytoplasmic filaments. Lineage: Eukaryota; Metazoa; Arthropoda; Insecta; Hymenoptera; Halictidae. The transcript has 29 exons. Gene Ontology annotation, biological process: post-transcriptional tethering of RNA polymerase II gene DNA at nuclear periphery; protein import into nucleus; RNA export from nucleus.